This is a messenger RNA of Podarcis lilfordi (Lilford's wall lizard), 18996 nucleotides long. Lineage: Eukaryota; Metazoa; Chordata; Lepidosauria; Squamata; Lacertidae. The record is from the annotation of a GenBank genome assembly.
AUGCGGCUCCGGGGACGCGGCGGAGGAGCCGCCGCGGGGAGCAACUUGCUGCUGCUGCUACUACUGGCUGCCUUCUGCGGGGCGGCGGGCGGGCAGGGGACGCGGCUGCUCAGCGGUGAGUGCUUCCCGGGCUGGGCUGGGCGAGCGGAUGAUGCAUCAGUCCCGGUCCCGAGUUGGCUGAGGAGAGAGGCAGGCGCUGCAGGCGCGGGGGUCUCGGGCUGGUCCCCUCCUGUUUUGCAGCGGGUGGGGGGGAAGCACCCACACCCGGGAACUGAAAGCAAAUGCAAAAGUUAAGGGGGGACGAUCUGGAGCUGCGUCUCCGCUUUCUGGAAUGGGGAGCGCUUUGGGCAUGGGGUUGGGUACUUAUCCCUCGUUUGGGGGGGGUCAUUAAAUCAUUGGAAUGAGCCCCGGCUGAGAAACCUGCCUAUGGAUGAGGAAAGUGAUGCUAUAACUGGGGGGGUGGGGUGGGACAAGAUUCUGUGUUGGAGAGAGAACAGUGGGUGAAAGAGCAGCUUCAGCGGUGCCCAAGGUGGGGGCUAACCCCCCCCCCUCCUGAUGGCACUUUUAUUAAUGCGCACACAAAAAUGCUACUGCUGCUGCUGCCACGAGAAGCAGGCCGGUUGUGAAGGUGCAGAGCUUUCCCCUCCCAGAAAUGGAGGGUGGUGGUGGGGGGUGGUCCUUCUGCGUGAGAAAAGCGGGACCAACGGCCGGCCAGUUUUCGUAUCUGUUUCUAGAGGCAGGGAGGCAACCAAAGUAUGCAGUCCUGGCUGUGUGGUUUGGCAGUCUCCAUCCCAUCGAAAGCCAGGGGCUAUGCGCUGCCAAAGUUGUUUGCAGGACUGCGCCCAGGAAAAUGUUGAUGGCACCCCAGAGACGACCCAGCUGAUAUGGGUGGCCUCAUCUUCAGCAGCUUACUGCUUUCUCUACAGUGGGUUGUGGGUGGACUAAAUGAGACAGGGGUUUUCUUUCGCGGAAGGAGGGGGGUGGGCGAUGGUAGAGCUUUCUGCAAAAAGUUGUGUGCGAUUCAACACCCAAGUGUAGCGGAGACCCUGUCUGUCUCUGCAGCGGAGAACCUGGGAUCCCUUCCAGGCUCUGCUCUGGACUGCUAAAGCUCCGGACACAGCAGAAGGGGGGGUGCAGAAUGGGGCUGCCCCAACAGGGGAAGGCACUAUGGCAGAUGCUUUGCUGCUUUGGCAUGGUGGGAGGGGGGAAGAGAUGGGUUGCCAGCUUCACAGAUCUCUCUCAACCCGGCACCCUUAAAUCUUAGGGAGACUUAACAUGAGUCAGAUGCCCAGGACCCUAGUUUCAGUUCUGGGGAUCAGUGCUGGAAGAAAUGAUACGAAGCUGCUUUCACUGUAUCAAGCUGGGUAGCUCAGUUGGUUAUACUGUACUAUGAUGGUGAUAAUGCCAAGGUUGCAGGUUCGAUCCCCGUGUGGGACAGCUGCAUAUUCCUACAUUGCAGUGGGCUGGACUACGAUGAUCCUCAGGGUCCUUUCCAGCUCUACAGUUCUAUGAAAAAAGCUGGCCCCGUGGUGUCUAUUUCAGCUGGUGGUCUGCUCCUGAGAAUCUUUGUGAGCUGCAGGGGCUGGUGUUGUAUGCUCUUCUUCAUCUGCGCUCCCGUCCAAAAGCAGUGGUUAAGUUCAGUCAUUUUAAACUCUGGGCAGAAUAGACUUAUGGGGCAUCUCUCUUUAGAUGGCAUUGCUUCGCUUACUUCAAAGGGUGGUUAGCCAGUCUGGCUUCAGCUGGGGCAUUUCCUGAUCAUUCUGCUGAUCUGCCCCAGCAUCCUGCCCUGAUGGUGCCCUUGUGCAAAAUGGAUAUUGUUUAUAUGAUGCUGCCUUCUAGUGAGUCAGGCUAUUGGUCCAUCUAGCCUAUAUUGUUUGCUCCGACUGGUAGCAGGUUUCCACAGUUGCAGGAAGGUGUUGUCCUUGUUUAAAACUGGCCCUGUGAACUGGAGAUGUUGGUGACUGAACCUGGGACCUGCAAACCAUGAAGUCCCAUCAAGGAGAAAUGCUUCUGAGCUCGCUUAGAAUGCUUAUUUAUCACUACUGAGUCACUAUAGCUUUCCCCUCCCCCCCCAAAAAAAAACCCUUACUACUAAAGCUGGCAUAGGAAGCUGCCCUAUGCUGAAUCUGACCAUCCAGUUCAGUAAUUUCUAUACAGUGACUGGCAGUGGCUCUCCAGGGUUUCAGACAGAGGGCUCUGUAAGCCCUGCUGGGAGGUGCCAGGGCUUGAACCAGGGACCUGCAUGCAGAGCAAAUGAGCUAUCGCUUCUUCUACAGCCUAUACUGGGCUUUAAGCUGGAGGUUUAAGAGCUCCAGUGCCAUUCAGAAACCAAGACUUCUUUUGGCAACAACCAUAGUGGUUCCACAGGCAAGGCCAGUUAGAAAUAUUGUGCAGUGGGAUAUAUAUAUAUUAAGAGGAUGCUUAAAAUACUGUUGUGAUGUGGGCAGCCCACUGCACAAUAUUUCUAGCUGGCCUAGAAAUAUAUAUAUAUUUGGUGUGUGUAUGUGUAUACACGCACACACAGUGUGUAUAUAUAUAUAUAUAUAUAUACACGUACAUAUACAGUAUAUGUGUGUGUGUGUGUAUUUCUCCCCACCCCCUUGAGACCCUUUAAAUAAACUCUUUCCCCACUCUAAGUGUGGAGACUGUCUGAAAAUAAAUACUGCCAAAGAAUUUCCAUUUGUUCUGUACUAGUCAGGCCUGCUUUGUCUGGAUUUGCUUGUUCCUUCACCCCCCCCCCCCCAGCUAUAAGUGCUCCUAUCUGUUCUAGGCUGCUGCAGAAUCAUGUAAGCAAUGUAAAACAAAAACAAAAUACACAUCUCAGUCAUACAAUAAAGCAUAAUAAAAUCACUCAAUUACCUGAACAAGUAUUUGUAUUUCAAAAGGUACCUGUUUUUCUUUUUCUUUUAUUAAUGCUACAGGCAUUUCCAACCAUUCUUUUCUUUUGCAUUAAUGAGGGCCAGACACAUAACCAGUUCAUAUUACCAUUGGGGACACACUUUAUGGUUUUGGCAUGUAGAAUCAGUCCCACACGUGCUCCAAUUUAAUGUGUCUUGGAAAACUCAUAAAGCAACUUCUGCUAGGGUGUUGUGUGUGUAAUUGAAGGUGUGCAACUUUGUGCAUGGCAUAUUAUUGUCCCCCACCUCAAUUGACAUGUUAUGAUUUCAUUGUGAAACUAACAUGUUAAUAUACUGCCACGUGAUUGAUGGUUACCACAUGUUUGCUAUUCUAGCGCUAAUUACUUUUCACAUGCAAAACAACUUGCAGGCCUUAGUUAUCCUCAUCAAAAACGUAGAUGACACGACAUUAUUGUUCCCAUUUUACAGAAGAUUGGGGAGAGAGAGUGGGAGCUAUGCAAGGCCUUGGUUACAAUGGGAUUCGAACUCAGGCCUCCCAUCACUGUAUUAAACUAUGCUGCUGUUUUGCAGAACUAUUUCAUAUUAUUUGUCUGAGUCAUUAAUAAGGUGUUUGCUAGUGUGUUUUGCAGCAGAUAUGAAACACCUGACGGACAGACAUGCUUUCCUAAACGUUCAGGGACUUGCUCAAAGAGCUAUGAUUGGCCAUGGAUCUCUGGUGCAUAUCCACUACAGUCAUACCUCGGGUUGAAUUUGCUUCGGGAUGAGCGCGUUCGAGCGCGUUACUUCUGGGUUUCACCGCUUGCGCAUGCGCAGAUGCUCAAAAUGACGUCAUGCGCAGAAGCACCGAAAUGUGACACGUGCAGACGCGCGGACACGGGUUACGUUUGCUUCUAGAUGCGAACUGGGCUCCGGAAUGGAUCCCGUUCACAUCUACAGGUACCACUGUACUUGUUUUGGAGCACCCAUCUGCCCUCCACUCUUGCAGUUUGUGUUGCACUGAACACCAGUGUGAUCUAGCCACUGUGCAAGAUGUAAAGCAGCUCUAAGUAGGGUUUUGAACUUGGGCCUCUGAUUCUACCUCUUUGCACUAAAAAUGCCUAACAUAUUGAUGCGGCAGAGAAAUUGGUUAGAAUCUUAGCUAUAUUUAUUAAGGGCUAAUCAGAUUGAAAUCAACACCUUACUUAAUAACUAAGCACCUUUAGUUUCAUGGACUCAUCUCUAGUAUGCAGGAGAGUGAGAUCACUGGUUGGACAAGUUGACUUGUAGCAGUGCCCGGCCUGCAAUCAACUGCAUUGCAUUCCUUGGCUAAAAAUAACUUCAAAUUUUGCUGAUAAAAUGCAGGCAAUUGCCAGGUUGUUGCAAAAACUUUAGCUACCUCAAAGCAGCCCACUCUUAAGGGCUGGAUAUUCUGCAGUCCUGGUCAUUGCCAAUUUUAUAAGUGAUGUGCUUUUUCUCUUCUUCCCAUUGCCUCACAGCUGCGGAUCUGAUUCUUCAGAGAGGUAAUGUAUUUUGUGUUUCAUCAGAGAUGCAUGUUGGUCAGAUUAUCGAUGGUGACUAGACUGUUUUUGCUGUGCUCAGCAUUUUAACUUGUAUGCCAUCUGCAGUCAAGACAUUGGAAUCCCAUGCAGUCGAAUUACUGUGCUGUAUUAAGGACCUUGGAAUGGAGUGCUGUAAACUUUUGUUUUGUACAUUUAAGGACGAAUAGAAACACAAGGAUCUCUCUCAAAAUGAAACACCACUUUGCAUCAUAGGGGUUUAUAACAUCCUGUCCUGAAAUACAUGUUCCAUGGUUGGCUUCUUAAAACAGAACACUUGACUCUGCACUGGAUAAAUGUGGACAUAAAAUACUAAUUAAAAUGAUUUACUCGGAUGUGGUCGUUGCGUUCCCUAUCUUUUUAUAUAAAAGUCACAUUGUGAAAUUCACGAGGCAGAGAUUGGCUGAUGAUAUAGGUUUAUAGGAAGCAGCUUUAUAAAGAGCCAGACCAUCAGUUCGCCUCGCUCAGUAUUGUCCACAUACAUUGCCAAUGGCACUUCAGGGUUUCAAACAAGAGUCUUUUGCAGUCCUACCUGGAGAUGCUGGGGACUGAACCUUCUACAUGAAUUCUUGUCAGGGCAGUUUUCAGGAGCAGGUCCGCAAUAACUCACACGGUGUCAGUGAAGUUAACUCUCUUUAUUCAAACAAAACAACUCAGGAGGCCAGGCCUAGUGAACAUUGCAACUCUCCCCAAUAGAUCUUGCCCAAGUAAGGCAGUUCCAAACAUCUCCCUAAGUCAUCCCCCAAACGAUAUGAGACUUCGGUGCCUUGUGUGUAUUUGCUCCUCUCACUUCAUACCUCUUCUGGUUCUGGAAGACCAGGGGUGGGGGGAACUGGCCACAGGAGGAAGGAGAGACCCCCUGGCUUCUUCAGCAGCCAGCUUCAUCUCUGCCUCUUGGUCCCCUUCCUCUCCAGCCUCCUCUUCAGCCUCUGAUUCUGGACUGUUCUCUGUCCCAGCCUCUUCCUGCUCACUAAACCCUGUUGCCCCUUCACUAAACCUCCUCCUCCCAGUCGGCUCCCUCUCCUCCCUCUGACCACUCAGCAUCAUCCCACCACCAUUCCCCGGCCUCUGAGGCUUCUUCCCUUGGGGGUUCCCCAGCUGGUGCCUCCCACCACUCAGCAUCCUGCCAGACCAUGACAAUUCUACUAUUGAGCUACAGCCUGUAUGGAAAUUUCAUAACACAAAUUCUGAGAUUGAAUGAGCCUUAAUAUGAACUAGUUUAGUUAAUAUUUUUUGUGAUAAGAAGCUUUCACCUAAUACAGUGGUACCUUGGGUUACAUACGCUUCAGGUUACAGACUCCGCUAAUCCAGAAAUAUUACCUCGGGUUAAGAACUUUGCUUCAGGAUGAGAACAGAAAUCGUGCUCCGGUGGCGUGGCAGCAGCAGGAGGCCCCAUUAGCUAAAGUGGUGCUUCAUGUUAAGAACAGUUUCAGGUUAAGUACGGACCUCCGGAAUGAAUUAAGUACUUAACCUGAGGUACCACUGUACAAAAUUUUAGUUCUUUCUGAGCCCUCAUACCAACAGAAUUAUGGCUGGCACUCAUUUUUGUAUCUGGCCAAAAUAGGACAGCAGUGUGUUCCUCAACUUCAGUCAAUGGAAAUGUGGUUAGACUGGCCAUAAUAUGCAAGUAGGUGUUCUUAAUUCCAGUUCAUGUUAGUUUUAUGAGUGCUAAUGUGAGUUAGUGGAAAGAAAUUCCAUGCAGCACAAAACUCAUCAUGGGAGAAGUAUUGGCUACCUUUUCCUGCUGGUUUGCUAAUGGUUUUUCCCCCCCUUUUUGGUCUUCCUCAGGACAUGCCAUUUGCCGUGGAGGAACCCAACGCCCGUGCUACAAGAUCGUUUACUUACAUAAUGUUGUACGCAGGGUUGGCUUUAAAGAAGCUCUUCAGGCCUGUAGGAGAGAUGGAGGAGACCUAGUCAGUAUAGAAACACAGUCAGAACAGAAACUGAUUGAGAAGAUGAUUGGGAGCUUUUCAGCGUCAGAUGGCGACUUCUGGAUAGGGCUUAGGAGAGAAUCAGAUCCUGACAACAGCACUGAAUGCCCAAACUUGUACUCUUGGUCAGAUGGAAGUUUGUCCACGUUUCGGUAAGUCCACAUGUUCAGUACAGAAGUAUGAGUUCCUUCAUGAAGUUAGCAAGUCAAACAAAAUUAUUAAGUGUUCUGAAUAGAGAUUCCUACCCAUUUAUAUAUAUUUUUUCAAAAAAUUUUUAUUGGUUUUCACAAUAUUAUAAACAAACACAUAAGACAAACAAACAUAAAUCAUAGCCUUAUUGAAAAUUACACUUAUUAACUGUGUUAAGUGACUUCCCCGCUUCCCCUUAGUUGAAUUUCAUUGCAUAUCCUUUUAAUGGUUUCCCAAAUCACAAUUCUUAUAAAAUUUAACUUAAACAUUAACAUCCUUAAAUCUUCACUUUAUGAAAUUAAACAUAUUAAUUCAUCAGAUUCCUACCCAUUUCUAAAUAAGUUCUACCUUUUGAAAAAAGCAUUGGUGUUUCAAUCCAAAGCCCCAGAGAAUUUCUUUAGGCCAUAAUUGUGUUUUGCUUUCCUGGCUUAGGUACACCUGUGUGUCAAGGAUGUCAAGAGCUCAACCUAUUAUUGCAUAACAGGUUUCCUGGUAGGAAUGGUGCUAACCCUUCCAGAGAACCUUCCCACAGCUCACAGUACCAAACUGGGACUUCAGGCCCAUGCUAGGAGUGCAAGCAGCUGCCACACCCUUUACUUUCUGGCAUAGUUGUGGCUUUAUCCUAUGUGACCAACAUCAACCAAUAAAAUUUGUGUACCAGAACAUCAGUGACCAAACGGGGACCCAUCCAGCUUUGUAUCCUGCUGAUAUAACCAAUAACAAGAAUUAUGGCAAGGGAAAAACUUGCACAAGUGUUCUUUCUUUGGACUGUGAAAGGGGCUAAAUCCGUUUGCCUAUCCUCUGUUAGCACUAUGAGUAUCUGGGUUCAGCCAGGGAAGGCUUAUGGCCAAGACAAAUCCCAUGGGCUGUAAUUCAGGGGUAUUAUUUAUGUAUUGCUUCAUAAAAUGUAUAUACCAUUUGAUAAUAAAAGACCUCAAAGUGGCUUACAGAAAGAAUAAAAUAAUAACAUUGUCAGUGAAAAAACAGUUAUUUAAAACAUACAAAUAAUAAUUAACAUCAAUGAUAAGCUUAAAACCUUGCAAACAUUCUACAUAACCAGAUAGGUUUGUCUAAACAAAAAUGUUUUUAACGGAUGCCAAAAAUAAUACAGCAAGGCUGCCUGCCUGAAUGACAAUCAGGUGGAGGGAUAGAGGAUUUGGUUUGCAUGAAGAAGGUCCCUGGUUUUAUCCCUAGCAUCUCCAGGUAGGACUCGGAACACCCCAUUUUAAAAAUCCUUGGAGAGCCACUGCGAAUCACUGUGUAGACAACAUAGAGCUAGAUGAACCAUUGGUCUGGGGAAGGGCAUAGCCCACUGGUAGAACAUCUGCUUUGCUUGCAGAAGGUCCCAGAUUCAAUUCCUGGCAUUUCCAGGUGGAGCUCGGAGCAUCCCCUGCCUGCAAACUUGGGAAGCUGCUGCCAGUCAGUGUAGACAAUACUGAGCAAGAUAGACUAAUAGUCUGACCAAAAGUCAGCUUCCUAUGUUGCCCGCCUAAACAGGAAGCCUCCAUAGCACUUCCUGUUGAGGACAGCCAAUGGCCUGCCUGGGUCAGUGGAGUUCCUCCAGUACCUAGGAUCCAUUUUCUGUUUAGGGAGAUGCUUCAACCUGUAAACGGCCUCCUUCAGUAUACCUGAAGGAGUGUCUCCACCCCCAUCGUUCUGUCCGGACGCUGAGGUCCAGCGCUGAGGGCCUUCUAGCGGUUCCCUCAUUGCGAUGAGCAAAGCUACAGGGAACCAGGCAGAGGGCCUUCUUGGUAGUGGCAUCCGCCCUGUGGAACACCCUCCCAUCAGACGUCAAAGAGAUAAACAACUACAGUGGUACCUCGGGUUACAUACGCUUCAGGUUACAUACGCUUCAGGUUACAGACUCCGCUAACCCAGAAAUAGUGCUUCAGGUUAAGAACUUUGCCUCAGGUUGAGAACAGAAAUCGUGCUCCGGCAGCAGCAGGAGGCCCCAUUAGCUAAAGUGGUGCUUCAGGUUAAGAACAGUUUCAGGUUAAGAACAGACCUCCGGAACGAAUUAAGUACUUAACCCGAGGUACCACUGUACCUGACAUUUAGAAGACAUCUGAUGGCAGCCCUGUUCAGGGAGGUUUUUAAUGUGUGACAUUUUAAUGUACUUUUAAUCUUUGUUGGAAGCUGCUCAGAGUGGCUGGGGGAAACCCAGCCAGAUGGGCAGGGUACAAAUUAUUAUUAUUAUUAUUAUUAUUAUUAAGCUCCCCUGGCUCAUCAUUGGGGGGGGGGGCAGCUGUGCACAGAGCUAUGGAUUCCUGCUUCUAGCCUUGCUGUCCCUGACAUCUGCCCCCUCCACAUUCACGUGAAUAGCUAGAGAGGCAGGUACAAAGUCAAAAGGUGCUGUAAGUGAAUUUGCUUCCUUCCAUGUAUUUCUCUGCUGUGCGAAAUGCCCUUCAUGGGGAGAACUCCUGGCAAGGAGAAACAAUUCGCCUGAUGUUUUUCUUUGAUUCCACAGAAACUGGUACGCAGACGAGCCCUCCUGUGGAAGUGAAGUCUGUGUUGUGAUGUACCACCAGCCCUCAGCACCUGCAGGCGAUGGGGGACCAUAUAUGUUUCAGUGGAAUGAUGACAGCUGCAGCAUGAAAAACAACUUCAUCUGCAAAUAUCCCCAGGGUAACGGAGUCCAUAUCCUGAGAUGUGCAAUUCGGCUCAGGGGCUGGUCAUUUGUGGUGUGGGAGACUUCUAGUAAUGAAGGGUGUGGCGAUCACACAGGGUCCCUGGACGUUUAAUGGUCUAUUGAUCCCUGUGCCACCACUGUGAUCACUUCCCUGCUGCCACCAACCAGUUACUCUCUGGUAAAACACUGGGUCCAGUCAGUUGUUAAAAGUGAACCAAAAGAAAAAGUUUAUUUUACAAACAUUAACAAGUUUAUGGUUUCUCAGAUAAUAUUCCUGUCAGUAUCUUAACUUUAGUUUCUUUACCUGCCUAUACCUUCCUAAUACCUUCUGACGGAUUAUCUCAACUGUUUGACUGACUCCUCUUAACAAAUUCUCUCACUCUCUCACACCAGACUAGCCCAACCCAAAGACUUAUCUUCUCUGUCUCGUCUAACUCCAGACUGUCUUCUCAACCACUCUAACUCUAACUCCUCUUAACAAAUUCUCUCUGUGCUUAAACCUUAUACACAGUUAACUUUGCCCCUUGGGUUCCCAUUAGUUAGUCAUUUUACAAUUACUUAACCCUUUCCCUAUGAACCCAGUAUGAUGUCACACACAUGGGAGGGCAAACGCCACAAAGGGAUACAUGAAUGCCUGGGAAUGUGUCGUGAAACGCCAUGUCUACUUGUGUUAUGGAGUCUUAAGAGUUAACUUGCUUAUUAUGGACUUUAUCUUUUGCGGUUGUGGAAUGAACAUCCUAUGUCCUUUGGCCUUAACUGAAAGAACUGGAACCAAGAAUGUUUAAUAACAUAUAUCUGUAUAUUGUGAUGUCUCUCCAGUUUUGAAAAAAUCCAGCAUCCUUCCAUAUAGUCAGUUUUCUCAGCACUGCAACAGGCAUUAAAAGGGAAAUGCUACUGGGGCAGUCUCUGAACUCAAUGUAUACAGUAUUUGGUUAUUGCUUGAAUGAUUAUUCAAUUUCUAUACUGCUUAAUAUAUUUAAAAAUAUCUCUAAGCAGCAUACCAAAAAAAAGCAACAACAGAAAAGGUUAACAAAAUAUUACUAAAAUUCCAAGUUACAGGUACAUAUAAAAAUGUUACAUUAAUACAGAGUUACUAAUAUAUAUAAAUCAAUAUCAGGGCUUUUCCCCCCUUCUGACACACCCUCCCUCUCAGCCUCAGGGUUCUCACCCAGGGUCCAAACAAACUCUCAGCUCCCCACAAAAGUCUCACAAGAAAACGAGCUCCUGGAAACAGAGGACAUCACCCUAGGCUCUCAUUCUAGACUUGCUUUUUAUGGGCAGGCCCAAAGUGGAUGGCACUUCCUCAGGCUGCCCACAGCUGUGUGCCAUUCAGCUGUACUCUCCACACUCAGUUCCAGGUACAGCAGGUUUGAUGCAUUUCCCAGGAGGUCUAAAGGAAGAGGAAAGGCCACCCUCCACUCACAGCUCUUUCUUCACACUCUGUGCCCCCUUCCUCUUCCACUUGGUUUUUUUUAACAGUUUCCAACUCAGAAGAAGAUAAAGUGGUACCUCGGGUUAAGUACUUAAUUCAUUCCGGAGGUCCGUUCUUAACCUGAAACUGUUCUUAACCUGAAGCACCACUUUAGCUAAUGGGGCCUCCCGCUGCCACCACGCCUCUGGAGCAUGAUUUCUAUUCUCAUCCUGAAGCUAAGUUCUUAACCCGAGGUACUAUUUCUGGGUUAGCGGAGUCUGUAACCUGAAGUGUAUGUAACUCAAGGUACCACUGUACUGUAUUGUGAGGCUUAGUUCUCACAGCUUUGAUGGAAUUUGCAAUGUGCAGUACAAUAAUGUGCCUCUAGCAUUCACUGGCCACAAACUUAAAGAUGUUGCGCAUAGGAACAUCAAGAAACCUUGAAGGGAAUCGUAUGGAACCAUAGCCUUCUCGAGAGCCACCCUUAGAGAGGAUGCAGGUUAAGACUUUUAAGUAUCACCAUUGGGCACCGAAAAAAUCUGAAGACGAUGAAAUGACAAGGGAAACAGAAAAAUGGUUUCAGUGACAAGUUGCAAGCCGUUUCCAAAAAUGGUCUACUUAACUAAACUUCUGGGGCACAAUAUCAAAUGUGCCAAGAACUUCCAUGGAUAAGUCCAAACAUUGGGGGAGUGGGAUUAGAUUUCUCCUGGUGACAAAAUGUAUGUCUGUUUGUUUUUUCCCUUGCAGAAAAGCCAACAGCUGCCUCUGAAAUUAACACCUCUCAAGCAGGUAAAUUUCACAUCAGUAAAAGUUGAGCGCAUGGUAUAGAUUCUGUUCCAAAUAACAGCUACAGUUCCCAGAGUGUUCCCCGGUCAACUUCUAACAACUGCCUGCAACUCCCUUAACAAACUACAGUUCCCAGGAUUCUCUGGGAAUAAGCUAUGACUGCUUAAAUUGGCAUGAUACUGUUUUAAAAGGUACAGUGCAAUGAAGCCAUUCUCCUGUAGAGUUGCAUAGCUGUCAACCCCCUUUUUUGCGGGAAAUUCCCUUAUUCCAGCGCCGUUUCCCGCUGCUUCCUGCUGCUAUCCUGGAUUGUUAGAUAUCCCGUAGACUGUCCCCGGGACCGGUGAGGCUGCUGAUCCCUUAUUUUCAAAUCUGAAAGUUGACAGCUAUGAGAGUUGUAAUAGCCAGAUUCCUUUCCUAGGAGCUGCAACAGAGACCUUUGCACCCACAUCCCCAGAAGAACCCAUUCCUGAAGUUGCAACCAAUAAAACAUUCAAAGAAGCUAAAGGUAGGCACUGUCAUUCAUUACCACAGACUGUAAUGCAACAUUUGAUUUCCUGGAGAACACCACAGCAGAGAUAAUUAAAACAUCCUGAUACUUGUGCUAAUUAUAUCCUCUCUUCCUGCCCCCAUUGCUAAAGUUAAAAGGAAAUAGGAAAAAUUAUGCACAAAGAACCUGGAGUGUAAUAACUGCAUGAAAAAGUAAUGCCUGUUAAUUUUUCCACUGAAAGUUAGAGUAUCUUUCCCCCCUCAACAGAGCCUGUUUGGAGCCUUGCCUACUUCUUAAUCCCCAGCAUUCCUGUUCUGCUUCUCCUCGUGGUCAUCACAGCCAUUUUCAGCUUUUGGCUUUAUGCAAAGAGGCAAGUCACAAUAUGGGGCAAAGCACGAGGCUUUAUGAUACGCUGUCAUAGAGAGCAUCUGAUCAGGACCAAGGGGCAGUGUGAACGAAUGUAGAACAAAACUGGGAGUGGGGUUGUAAUGGAAGAGGAGGGAUGUGAACAGACUGUAAGAACCUCAGUGAAAUUACUAUUACACACAUCUGGAAUGAAAUGUUUUUGGUGGCUUUCAAGCUAUUUUAAAAUGCUUUAAAUAUGUUCAUUUUUAUUCUGUUUCAAAUUGUAUUGUUUUAACGUGUUGAUGUUUGUUGCCCUGGGCUCCUCUGGGAGGAAGGGUGGGAUAUAGAUUUAAUUAAUGAAUAAACAUUAUUUUGAGAAGGGGGCAUGUUAAGUUAACAAAUGUGCACACACAUAAACAUCUGCUGCUAUCACAUUUAGGUGUCCUUCCUGUUGCUAGCUUGUAUGUGCUUCCAGGGUAAAAUUCUACUUUUGGAUAAAGGAAGUUAAUUUCUUGCCUGCAGUUAUUAUUACCUUUCUUUUUCCUGCUACUGCUAAGUUCAGAUUGGAUUGUGCCACUACAUACAACAGUAAACAAAUCUGACCAUACCUGAAGUAUUCUCGUCCUUUAUGUGGCCACAGACCGUGUGUGUGUGUGGUUUUUGUGUGUGUGUGUUUGUUUGUGUACACACAUUUUCUCUGCACUAACAACACUAGAUUAGUUUCUUAGUAAGUGUUUUGUGGUCCAGUGGAAGAUAAAAGGAAGCUAAUACCUUUUUAUUUAUUUCCCUUCUAAGGAGACGGGAGCAAACGGAGAUGAACGCAAAGGAACAGGAUACCUGGCUGUCCCCCAAGAGACCGAACAGCCCCAGUUUGGAGAUAUACAAUGUAAUCAGAAAACAGUCAGAAACAGAUCUCGCUAGGACCAGACCAGACAUUAAGAACUCUUCUUUCCGGGCCCGUCCUGGAGAAGAUACUCCCGAUGACCUCUCUGGGGACUAUGACAAUAUGGCUGUCAACACCUCAGAGAGCGGCUUUGUGACUUUGGCCAGCACUGAAAGUGGAUUUGUCACCAAUGACAUAUACGAACUGUGCAAUGACCGAGUGGGGCGAAGCAAAGAAUCAGCCUGGGUAGAAAAUGAGAUCUAUGGCUAUUAAUGAAGACAGUGCUUUGGAUAUUGAGCUAAGUGGACACUGGAACUAGCUCUGGCACACAGGGACGCGCCCCUUGUAGGCAAAGGAAUGUGAUUUCUGCAUUUGGCAGUGUUUGCGUUUUUACGAUAAAGGUUUUCCUUUUUCUGAAAGUGGAAUGUGAGGGAAUUUAUAUAUGUAGAGUUCUUAUCUUACUCAGCUAAGGGAAAUGGCCUUGUGCAAUCUUGCUUCCAUUCCUUGACAGACAGACAUCAUUCCCUAAUAAUCUACAACUUGACAGUAUUUCUGUCUUGUGACAACAUGCACUUAAAUCAAAACUCCUGUCUUUUGAGCUAAUUGCCUAAGCCCAGAUGGAGCUUGUGAGUUAUUCAGUGAUGGUUUUUCCAUCUCCAAGCUAAAAAUACUACAGGUGUCACAGGUGACCAUCAAUACCUAGUUUUCACCAGCUGCCUAGUAUCCAUCUUUUGUCAUCCUGAAAGCCAUCAGUUUUCCAGCAAGGAGGGGGCUGUUCCUCUAUUGUGCUUUGCUCUUAUCCACCCAGCCUACUUUUGCAACAACCAAUUAGCUUUCUUAUACCCAAGGACUCCCAACACAGGACAUGGACAUCAAAUGACAUCAAAAACCAACAAAGCAAUAUGUUUCGGAUGUUGGAUGUAACACAUUAAGCAAAAAGACUCAUUCUAAGAACUUAAAUAUAAAGAACUUGCAGUAUCUGUGCAGGCAAUGCGUUCACCAUAGGAAUGGCUACAAUCCCUAACCCCUCUUUUUGGAAAGAUUGCUAAAGCAAAAAUUUAUAGACACAUCUGCAUCUGUAGAGCUACGAAGGCACUUAUAUGCUGCUGUACAAUAGACCUCUGUGCCAGGUUUGCUCAUAUGCCUUGCAGGAAAGAUUAAACACUGGUCACUUAAUUUUGGAGGAAAUAGGUGACCAGCUACUGUUACGUUAUUACCUCUUUUAUGCUUUCUGCUGCCGGCAAGGGUGUUGAAGACCAGCACACUGCACUCCUAGAAGUCCUGGUGCAGAUGAGAUUAUUGUGCAAGGUUAGUGAAUGUAAUGGGGAGUAGAAAAAUACCACCAGUCUGAAACACAUAAUAACACAUUCUGUAUAAAUCUGUUAUGGUAGAAGCCAAUGCAUCAGUGCACAUUUGAGAGGCUAGUAGUGACACCUGAAGAUCUGUGGUUGGAUAUCCUAAAGGUUUUGUGUGGGGGUUUUUAGGUAGGGGGAGGGAUUCAGGUCAGGGUGGUGGCACUGGGAGAUGAAGACUUAACCCUACCCCUGCCACUAUUUUCUUAAUCCAAAUUUGCCCACCCCAACAGCUGCUAUUUUCCUCCCAGGAACAAACAUGUUGUUGUUUAGUCGUUUAGUCAUGUCCGACUCUUCGUGACCCCAUGGACCAGAGCACGCCAGGCACUUCUGUCUUCCACUGUCUCCCGCAGUUUGGUCAGACUCAUGUUUGUAGCUUCGAGAACACUGUCCAACCAUCUUGUCCUCUGUCGUCCCCUUCUCCUUGUGCCCUCAAUCUUUCCCAACAUCAGGGUCUUUUCCAGGGAGUCUUCUCUUCUCAUGAGGUGGCCAAAGUAUUGGAGCCUCAGCUUCACCAUCUGUCCUUCCAGUGAGCACUCAGGGCUAAUUUCCUUAAGAAUGGAUGCGUCUGAUCUUUUUGCAGUCCAUGGGACUCUCAAGAGUCUCCUCCAGCACCAUAAUUCAAAAGCAUCAAUUCUUCGACGAUCAGCCUUCUUUAUGGUCCAGCUCUCACUUCCAUACAUCACUACUGGGAAAACCAUGGCUUUAACUAGACGGACCUUUGUUGGCAAGGUGAUGUCUCUGCUUUUAAGAUGCUGUCUAGGUUUGCCAUCGCCUUUCUCCCAAGGAGCAGGCGUCUUUUAAUUUCGUGACUGCUGUCACCAUCUGCAGUGAUCAUGGAGCCCAAGAAAGUAAAAUCUCUCACUGCCUCCAUUUCUUCCCCUUCUAUUUGCCAGGAGGUGAUGGGCCCAGUGGCCAUGAUCUUCUUUUGAUGUUGAGCUUCAGACCAUAUUUUGCGCUCUCCUCUUUCACCCUCAUUAAAAGGUUCUUUAAUUCCUCCUCACUUUCUGCCAUCAAGGUUGUGUCAUCUGCAUAUCUGAGGUUGUUGAUAUUUCUUCCGGCAAUCUUAAUUCCGGCUUGGGAUUCAUCCAGCCCAGCCUUUCGCAUGAUGAAUUCUGCAUAUAAGUUAAAUAAGCAGGGAGACAAUAUACAGCCUUGCCGUACUCCUUUCCCAAUUUUGAACUAAUCAGUUGUUCCAUAUCCAGUUCUAACUGUAGCUUCUUGUCCCACAUAGAGAUUUCUCAGGAGACAGAUGAGGUGAUCAGGCACUCCCAUUUCUUUAAGAACUUGCCAUAGUUUGCUGUGGUCGACACAGUCAAAGGCUUUUGCAUAGUCAAUGAAGCAAAAGUAGAUGUCUUUCUGGAACUCUCUAGCUUUCUCCAUAAUCCAGCGCAUGUUUGCAAUUUGGUCUCUGGUUCCUCUGCCUCUUCUAAAUCCAGCUUGCACUUCUGGGAGUUCUCGGUCCAUAUACUGCUUGAGCCUUCCUUGUAGAAUUUUAAGCAUAACCUUGCUAGCAUGUGAAAUGAGUGCAAUUGUGCGGUAGUUGGAGCAUUCUUUGGCACUGCCCUUCUUUGGGAUUGGGAUGUAGACUGAUCUUCUCCAAUCCUCUGGCCACUGCUGAGUUUUCCAAACUUGCUGGCAUAUUGAGUGUAGCACCUUAACAGCAUCAUCUUUUAAAAUUUUAAGUAGUUCAGCUGGAAUACCAUCACUUCCACUGGCCUUGUUAUUUGCAGUGCUUUCUAAGGCCCAUUUGACUUCACUCUCCAGGAUGUCUGGCUCAAGGUCAGCAACCACACUACCUGGGGUGUACGAGCCAUCCAUAUCUUUCUGAUAUAAUUCCUCUGUGUAUUCUUGCCACCUCUUCUUGAUGUCUUCUGCUUCUGUUAGGUCCUUACCACUUUUGUCCUUUAUUAUGGUAAUCUUUGUACGAAAUGUCCCUUUCAUAUCUCCAAUUUUCUUGAACAGAUCUCUGGUUCUUCCCAUUCUGUUGUUUCCUCUAUUUCUUUGCAUUGCUCGUUUAAGAAGGCCUUCUUGUCUCUCCUUGCUAUUUUUUGGAAAUCUGCAUUCAAUUUCCUGUAUCUUUCACUAUCUCCCUCGCAUUUUGCUUGCCUUCUCUCCUCCGCUAUUUGUAAGGCCUCGUUGGACAGCCACUUUGCUUUCUUGCUUUUCCUUUUCAUUGGGAUGGUUUUCGUUGCUGCCUCCUGUAUAAUGUUGCGAGCCUCCAUCCAUAGUUCUUCAGGCACUCUGUCCACCAAAUCUAAAUCCUUAAACCUGUUCCUCACUUCCACUGUGUAUUCAUAAGGGAUUUGACUUAGAUUGUAUCUUACCGGCCCAGUGGUUUUUCCUACUUUCUUCAGUUUAAGCUUGAAUUUUGCUAUAAGAAUCAUAGAAUCAUAGAGUUGGAAGAGACCACAAGGGCCAUCGAGUCCAACCCCCUGCCAAGCAGGAAACACCAUCAGAGCACUCCUGACAUAUGGUUGUCAAGCUGAUGAUCUGAGCCACAGUCCGCUCCAGGUCUUGUUUUUGCUGACUGUAUAGAGCUUCUCCAUCUUUGGCUGCAGAGAAUAUAAUCAAUCUGAUUUCGAUGCUGCCCAUCUGGUGAUGUCCAUGUGUAGAGUCGUCUCUUGUGUUGUUGGAAAAGAGUGUUUGUGAUGACCAGCUUGUUCUCUUGGCAGAACUCUAUUAGCCUUUGCCCUGCUUCGUUUUGAACUCCAAGGCCAAACUUGCCAGUUGUUCCUUUUAUCUUUUGACUCCCUACUUUAGCAUUCCAAUCCCCUAUAAUGAGAAGAACAUCCUUCUUUGGUGUCAAUUCUAUAAGGUGUUGUAAGUCUUCAUAGAAUUGGUCAAUUUCAGUUUCUUCAGCACCAGUGGUUGGUGCAUAAACUUGGAUUACUGUGAUGUUAAAAGGUCUGCCUUGGAUUCGUAUCGAGAUCAUUCUAUCAUUUUUGAGAUUGCAUCCCAAUACAGCUUUUGUCACUCUUUUGUUGACUAUGAGGGCCACUCCAUUUCUUUUAUGGGAUUCUUGCCCACAGUAGUAGAUAUGAUGGUCAUCCAAACUGAAUUCGCCCAUUCCCGUCCAUUUUAGUUCACUGAUGCCCAGGAUGUCAAUAUUUAUUCUUGCCAUCUCAUUUUUGACCACAUCCAACUUACCAAGGUUCAUGGUUCUUACAUUCCAGGUUCCUAUGCAAUAUUUUUCUUUACAGCAUUGGACUUUCCUUUCGCUUCCAGGCAUAUCCGCAACUGAGCGUCCUUUCGGCUUUGGCCCAGCCGCUUCAUCAGCUCUGAAUCUACUUGUACUUGUCCUCCGCUCUUCCUCAGUAGCAUGUUGGACGCCUUCCGACCUGAGGGGCUCAUCUUCCAGCGUCAUAACUUUUAUAUGCCUUUUGUCUUUGUCCAUGGAGUUUUCUUGGCAGGGAUACUGGAGUGGCUUGCCAGUUCCUGCUCCAGGUGGAUCACGUUUGGUCAAAACUCUCCACUAUGACCUGUCCAUCUUGGGUGGCCCUGCACGGCAUAGCUCAUAGCUUCUCCGAGUUAUUCAAGCCCCUUCGCCAUGGCAAGGCAGUGAUCCAUGAAGGGGAGGAACAAACAUACUUGUAUCCAUUUCAGACUAAUAUGAUGCUGAUCAUGUGGAAUGUCCCCUGCCCAACAUUAGGGGUUUUGUUGUUGUUGUUCAUACUGCUGCAAAUCUCCCCCAAACUUUGUGCUUGGAUUAUGCCAUUUGGCUACAUCAGUGCAGACUCUUCCGCCUGAAGACUUGAAAUAGGACUUAAGGAAAAAUGUGAUAAUGCCUCUGAACAUUAAUUCCAUAUAGCCAACUUCAGUAAUGGGCAUUUUUAGACCUGUUUGAUGAAUUUGAUUAAACCCAUUUUAAGGCCCUUUUAAAAAAAAGUCUAACUCAGUGGACAUCACUAGAUAUUAUGGCAGCAAAUCUAGUGAAGUUAGCAAUUAUGUAUUAAGCAAAGCAGCACGUUCUCUUUUCAGUCCUGAACUGACAGCUAAUCAGUUUAAUAAUUAGAUGACCCUGAGUUCUAGUAUAAUGGAAGAGACAGAAGAACUGCUGUGCCCACUUUCUCUGCUACAUGGGUGAUUAAUGUCAUGUACGGUUUGAGCCUGAUAGCAUUAACUCUUAUAUUCUACCCAGCCUUGUGAAUGUCCACAAAAAAUACCAAAGCACACAAAAAAUUACUAGCUCACCUAUCCAUGCGUGCAACAUAAUUUGGCCAAGAAACAUUUUUGAUCCCAUUCAUAUCCAUGGGAGGAUGCUUAUCCCAUUUAUAUACUUUUGCAUAGAAAUCAGUAGACAGGUGUGUGGCUAUUUACAAGUCUGGUUUAUCUGUUACGUAUUUAUAAAUUUGUUGAAUGCACAAUUGCAAUGUAAGCGUGACAUGAACUUGACAAGAACUUCCAAAUGCAAUUUUUGUGUGUGCAGAAUGUAAUUUCCUGAGCAGGGAAGAUGGAAAGUAAGUCUCUGCAUGUCUUUAGCCUCUUUUUCUUAUUACUAUUUCUUGUUCCUUUUGUGUUUUACAGUACAAUUUUGAAAAUAUUUUUAAGUCUAGCAACAGGACACACACAAGUGAUGGAAAUAACUGA